Messenger RNA from Budorcas taxicolor (takin), 3632 nucleotides. RefSeq names its product F-box DNA helicase 1 (gene FBH1). Gene Ontology annotation, cellular component: nucleus. The transcript has 21 exons. The record is from RefSeq and is a predicted model, not a curated record. Lineage: Eukaryota; Metazoa; Chordata; Mammalia; Artiodactyla; Bovidae. Gene Ontology annotation, biological process: double-strand break repair via homologous recombination; replication fork processing. The coding region runs from base 126 to 3266 and encodes 1046 amino acids. Gene Ontology annotation, molecular function: DNA binding; 3'-5' DNA helicase activity; hydrolase activity.
CGGAGCUGGUGGAGGAAGUCCACGGCCUGCAGAGGCUCUCACUGCCCCUGGGAAGCCGCGACCGGGAACCCGGGUGGCCCGGGACCUGAGGCGGCGGCGGCGAGAGCCCUGAUGCGGAUCGCCAUAUGAGACGGUUUAAGCGGAAGCAUCUUACAGCCAUUGAGUGCCAACAUCUCGCUCAGAGUCACUUGGCUGCGUCCCAGUCCUUUGGUCAAAGAUGGACAAGCAGAGACCCGAACCACGGUCUCUAUCCUAGACCCAGAACCAAAAGAGGGACCAGGGGGCGAGGAUGCCUGAGAUACAGCUGUGACUUCUUCCUCACUGGCCAGCAGCAGUGCACCAAUGACAUGGCCAAAAGCAAUUCUGUGGGCCAGGACAGCUCUAAGGACUCAGAGGAUGAAAUGAUCUUUGCGGCAGGGAGCCCCUGUGCCCUGCCUCCAGGGGGAGACGGAGACGCCAGGCUGCACUCGCCAGGCUCCGCUUUGCCUGCAAGGAAGCGGUCUCGGUCCUUAGAGGACGAGAGGAAUCCAGCCCCAGGGACCAGUCCGUGGGAUGGGGUGUCUAAGAAGACCCCAUGGCAUCACUCGUCCCCAUCCUGCACACGGCCCAGGGAAGCCAGUCCAGAAGCAGAGGUCGGGGUGGGGCAGCUCAGCGUGCAGCCUGGAGAACCCAGCCAGGAGGUGGAGGACAUUGGUCCAGACCCUGUUCCUGACCCUCACUAUGGGCUCCUUGGGACCUUGCCCUGCCAGGAGCCCCCGAGCCACAUCUGCAGCCUGCCCAGCGAGGUCCUGAGGCACAUCUUUGCUUUCCUGCCCAUGGAAGACCUCUACUGGAACCUGAGCUUGGUGUGCCGCCUCUGGAGGGAGGUCAUCAGCGAUCCGCUGUUCAUUCCUUGGAAAAAGCUGUAUCACCGAUACCUGAUGAAUGAAGAGCAAGCCGUCAACAAGGUGGAUGGCAUCCUGUCGAGCUACGGCAUAGAGAAGGAGUCGGACCUGUGCGUGCUGAACCUCAUCCGCUACACAGCCACCACGAAGUGCUCCCCGAGUGUGGACCCUGGACAGGCGUUGUGGAGUCUGAGGGAUCACCUCCUCCUCCCCGAGGCAGAGGCCUGCGUGCGCCAGCACCUCCCUGACCUCUGUGCUGCCCCUGCCGGCAUCAACGUGUGGGCCUUGGUGGCGGCCAUCGUGCUCCUGUCCAGCAGCGUCAGUGACAUCCAGCAGCUGCUCUUCUGCCUGCGGCGGCCCAGCUCCACUGUGACCGUGCCGGACGCCACCGAGACCCUGUACUGCCUCGCCGUGCUGCUCUACGCGAUGCGGGAGAAGGGGGUCAGCAUCAGCAACCGGAUUCACUACAACAUUUUCUAUUGCCUGUAUCUUCAGGAGAAUUCCUGUGCUCAGGCCUCAGGAGACAAAGAGGAACCGUCAGUCUGGUCAGGAAAGAAAACAACCAUCCAGCUGACACAUGAACAACAGCUGAUCCUAAGCCAUAAGAUGGAGCCUCUCCAGGUGGUGAAAAUAAUGGCAUUUGCAGGCACCGGGAAGACCUCCACGCUGGUCAAGUAUGCUGAGAAGUGGUCUCAGAGCAGGUUUCUAUACGUGACCUUCAACAAGAGCAUCGCCAAGCAGGCAGAGCUCGUCUUCCCCAGCAACGUCAUCUGCAAGACCUUCCACUCCAUGGCCUACGGUCACAUCGGGCGCAAGUACCAGUUGAAGAAGAAGUUGAAUCUCUUCAAGUUAACCCCCUUCAUGGUCAACUCCGUCCUCACUGAAGGGAAGGGUGGCUUCAUCAGGGCCAAACUUGUGUGCAAGACUCUGGAAAACUUCUUCGCCUCUGCCGAUGAGGAGCUGACAAUUGACCAUGUGCCCAUCUGGUGCAAGAACAGCCAGGGGCAACGAGUCAUGGUGGAACAGAGCGAAAAGCUGAAUGGAGUCCUCGAAGCGAGCCGGCUUUGGGACAACAUGCGGAAGUUGGGCGAGUGCAAGGAGGAGGCUUACCAUAUGACACACGAUGGCUACUUGAAACUCUGGCAGCUCAGCAAGCCCCUGCUGGCCUCUUUUGACGCCAUCUUUGUGGACGAGGCCCAGGACUGCACCCCAGCCAUCAUGAACAUCGUUCUGUCUCAGCCCUGUGGGAAGAUCUUCGUGGGAGACCCCCACCAGCAGAUCUACACCUUCCGCGGCGCCGUCAAUGCUCUGUUCACAGUCCCUCACACACACGUCUUCUAUCUCACACAGAGUUUCCGGUUUGGUGUGGAGAUAGCCUACGUGGGAGCUACCAUCUUGGAUGUCUGCAAGCGAGUGAGAAAGAAGACAUUGGUUGGAGGCAACCAUCAGAGUGGCAUCCGGGGUGACUCGAAGGGGCAGGUGGCUCUUCUGUCCCGCACCAACGCCAACGUGUUUGACGAGGCCGUCCGGGUCACAGAGGGAGAGGUGCCUGCCCGGAUUCACUUGAUUGGGGGGAUUAAAUCAUUUGGAUUGGACAGAAUCAUUGAUAUUUGGACACUUCUCCAGCCAGAGGAAGAACGGAAGAAACGAAACCUCGUCAUUAAGGACAAGUUCAUCAGGAGGUGGGCGCGCAAAGAGGGCUUCAGCGGCUUCAAGCGGUACGUGACCGCGGCCGAGGACAAGGAGCUGGAAGCCAAGAUCGCAGUCGUGGAGAAGUACAACAUCCGCCUUCCGGAGCUGGUGGCGAGGAUAGAGCGGUGCCACAUAGAGGACUUGGACUUCGCAGAGUACAUCUUGGGCACCGUGCACAAGGCCAAGGGCCUGGAGUUUGACACCGUGCACGUCCUGGACGAUUUUGUGAAAGUGCCCUGUGCCAGGCACAACCUCGCGCAGCUGCCCCACUUCAGAGUCGAGUCAUUUUCUGAGGAUGAGUGGAAUUUACUGUAUGUAGCAGUAACUCGUGCCAAAAAGCGGCUCAUCAUGACCAGAUCUCUGGAGAACAUUUUGACUUUGGCUGGGGAAUACUUCUUGCAGGCGGAGCUGACGAGUAACGUGCUGAAGACAGGUGUGGUGCGCUGCUGCGUGGGCCAGUGCAGCAACGCCAUCCCUGUGGACGCCGUGCUCACCAUGCGCAAGCUGCCCAUCACCUACAGCAACAGGAAGGAGAACAAGGGUGGGUACCUGUGCCACUCGUGUGUGGAGCAGCGCAUCGGGCCGCUGGCCUUCCUGACCGCCUCCCCUGAGCAGGUGCGCGCCAUGGACCGCACGGUGGAGAACGUCGUGCUGCCCCGGCAUGAGGCCCUGCUCUUCCUCGUCUUCUGAGCGCUGGGAUGCCCGGGGGGCUCCUGCCCCUGCAGACGGCGGCAUGGGGGGCUCCCUCCCUGAGGCCAGACUCGCUCACAGAGCAUUUUCCAAGGAUGGAGACGGCAGCCAGAGUCGGACCUGCUUUGUCUUCACCCCUGGAGGUAGCCAGACCCUGCCGCCCCUCCUCCACAUCAGUGGGCCAGGAAUGCGGGGGAUGGCCUUUUGAUAAAGAAAAAAAAAACAUUUUAUGUAUUUUAACUUUUAUUACAAGGUCUCAAUUAAACAGGCAUUGUAGCACUGGCAUUCCACUGUGUGAGGCCCCUGCCUUCACCCCCGCUGUUUCUGGACUUUCCAUUUCUCCACUUACUGUUGUCAAAGCUCUGU